This is a messenger RNA of Penicillium taxi, 849 nucleotides long. RefSeq lists its product as uncharacterized. Gene Ontology annotation, molecular function: carboxylic ester hydrolase activity; palmitoyl-(protein) hydrolase activity. The coding region runs from base 1 to 849 and encodes 282 amino acids. The record is from RefSeq and is a predicted model, not a curated record. Gene Ontology annotation, biological process: protein depalmitoylation. Gene Ontology annotation, cellular component: cytoplasm. NCBI's taxonomy places the organism in Eukaryota, Fungi, Ascomycota, Eurotiomycetes, Eurotiales, Aspergillaceae. The transcript has a single exon.
AUGGCAUACCCCGAGCCACACAUUCACAACCCUACAGGUGCCCAUACACAUACCUUUGUAUUUCUCCAUGGAAGUGGGAGCAGUGGUCCCGAAUUCUGCGAGGAGAUGUUCUCCAUGGCAAAUUCAAAGAUGCUGAACUUGCCUCAAAGCCUUCCAACAUGGCGGUGGGUUUUCCCAUCCGCAAGUGUACGAUGGCGUUCUAGGUUUGAACAAGACAUGCCAGUAUGGUUUGAUUAUUACUCCCUCGAGGAUACAGAGGAGAAAAAAGAACUACAACUUGACGGCCUUCGAGAAUCAGUCUCCUACAUCCUCAAUAUCCUGGAACAAGAAAUUGAGCGAAUUGGCGAUCCUAGCCGUGUGAUACUCGGAGGAAUUAGUCUCGGUAUGGCGACUGCUCUGUGGACUUUACUUUGUGCACCAGGCCGGAUCGAGGAACCACUCGGUGGCGUUGUAUGCUUUUGUGGCUGGUUGCCAUUUGUCAACCAAACGGAAGAUUUGAUUCAACGUCUCUUAGACACGGAGAGAUCUGGCGUUUUUAGUGCGCUGGAAAGACAGCGCCAAGUAUCGAAGUUGUUUUUUGAUACUCUCUCUGGACUUGGCUUUUCACCAAUGAAAGAAGACGCCAACACAUCUGUGCUGCUGACACCGAUGUUCCUCAGUCAUGGAGUCGACGACGGCUUGGUACCAAUUGAGCAUGGUCGCCGGGCAGCUCAAACUUUGAAAAAAAUUGACAUACAGAUAGAAUGGAAUGAGUUUUCUGGUGCUGAAGCUAAUGGACAUUGGAUUAAGGAGCCUCAAGGCCUUGAUCAAAUUAUGAAAUUCAUCGAAGACCAUAUUAUGGACCUUUGA